Molecule: messenger RNA, 1149 nt
Organism: Mucor mucedo
Lineage: Eukaryota; Fungi; Mucoromycota; Mucoromycetes; Mucorales; Mucoraceae
Exons: 7
Coding region: 29-1051 (340 amino acids)
Molecular function (GO): protein binding
Source: RefSeq, a predicted model, not a curated record
UUUUUCCUUUUCUUAUCAAAUUAAAUAAAUGGCUAUUAUUAACGAAGUUAAUGAGGAUAAGCCUCGUAAAGAAGUUGUUGUUUCCAUGCAACCUCAAAGUGACGGAGAAGAGUCGGAUGUAGAAGAAAAUGUCGAGGAGAGUAACGAAGAAGGUCUCUUAGAUGACUAUCCCAUUGACUCGGAGGAAAUUGAUGUUAUUCACAUGCGUGUCAGUAAUAUUCCUAAUCUCGGGCUAGAACGAUUCAAGCAAGUGCAGAGUCUUUGCUUCCGUCAAAACUUUAUUAUUGAUAUUGAAGGCCUUGAUGGUUUAGCCCCCACCUUGAAAGAGCUUGAUUUUUACGACAACAAAAUUUCACAUAUGCGUGGAUUAAACAAUCUAGUCAAUUUGGAGUCACUUGAUCUCUCUUUCAACAAGAUUAAACAUAUCAAAAAUAUCGAUCAACUUACACACCUUGAAAACCUUUAUUUUGUCAGCAACAAGAUUUCCAAGAUUGAAAACUUAAAUACACUUGUCAAUAUUACGAAUCUUGAAUUAGGAGCGAACCGUAUCCGUGUGAUUGAGAAUUUGGAUAGCUUGGUAAAUUUAACGCAGUUAUGGCUUGGUAAGAACAAGAUUACCAAAUUGGAGAACCUCGGAGGACUCAAGAAUUUAAAAUCGCUCAGUAUUCAAAGUAAUCGAUUAACAAAGAUCGAAGGAUUAGAGGAAUUGCAUAACUUGGAAGAGAUUUAUAUGAGUCACAAUGCGAUUGAGAAGAUUGAAGGAUUCGAACAUAAUCUCAAGCUGAACACGAUUGAUAUUGCCAAUAAUUUGAUCACCCGUAUCGAGAACUUGUCACAUUUACCUAAAUUGGAAGAAUUUUGGGCAAAUAAUAACCAGUUUGAUAACGAUUGUUAUGAUCAAAUUGAAAAGGAAUUGGGAACUAUUAAGACUUUAGAAACAGUUUAUUUGGAGGGCAAUCCUAUGCAUCUCAAGAACAGAGCUACUUAUCGUAACAAGAUAAAGCUUUCUUUACCCAACAUUAAGCAGAUCGAUGCAACACCUGUAAAAUAAAUUUCACCCCUUCUCCAAAAUUUUAGUGGCUUAUUUAAAGCUAUUUGGGCUCUCUUUUUUUUUUUUUUUGGGCUUUUUUUUCCCUCUCUUUCUUGUGC